AUGGCUCCCGUCGGUGCUGGACUCUGGCGCACCCUGCGCGCGCAACAGGUGUAUGGCGCCAAUACCGAUGUCGGCAAGACCAUCGUCUCGACCGUGCUCUGCAAUGCCAUCCAAAAACAGAAGCAGAGGGCGGCAUUCCUGAAACCCGUCUCCACCGGAGCAUUGGACGAUGCAGAUGAUCGCCAUUUGAAGCGGUACGGGGCCGGGACUCUCACCAAAUGCCUCUACCAAUUCGAUGAGCCGGUGAGCCCGCAUAUCGCCGCGAAACAGAAGAACAUCUCGGAUGAUGAUCUCCUCGCAUCCAUUCACAAGACCCUGUCUGACUGGGCCCGGUCGGAUGUCGACUUCGCCCUGGUCGAAACUGCCGGCGGCGUCCACUCGCCAGGGCCCAAUGGCAACUCCCAGGCCGACCUUUAUAGGCCACUGCGACUUCCCAUUGUCCUCGUCGCGGAUUCUCGGCUAGGAGGCAUUUCCUCGUCUGUCUCUGCCUAUGAGUCCCUGCUGCUCCGCGGCUACGACAUCCAGUCUGUCCUGUUGUUCCGUGAUGAAUAUUACCAGAACCACGAGUACUUGCGUGAUUUCUUCCGCAAUAAGAGCAUCCCGCUGGUUUCCUUGCCGGCACCCCCUGCCAAGCCACUGCAACUGGACGCCGAUUCGCAAUUGAGAGACGAAGAAGCAAUGUCUAGCUACUAUCAAAAGGUAUCGCAAGAGUCGGAGAUCCUGCGCCUCCUCGAAGAAAUGUCCGUCAAGAACACGGAAAGGAUCGAGCGACUAGACGAAAUGGCUGAUCGGGCACACGAUCUGAUCUGGUACCCGUUCACUCAACACCAGGGCAUGUCCGCCAAGGAUAUCACAGUCAUCGAUUCCGCCCACGAUGAUUACUUCCAGACCUUCAAGUCGAGCAGCUCUACGAAGCCCGAUAGUGAACUUCGUCCUACCUUCGACGGAUCCGCAUCCUGGUGGACACAGGGAUUGGGCCAUGGCAAUCCGGACUUGUCCCUCUCCGCCGCCUAUGCCGCCGGUCGGUACGGCCAUGUCAUGUUCGCGGGCGCAGUGCACGAGCCGGCGCUUUCUCUGGCUGAUCGCCUGUUGAAGACCCUUGACAAUCCGCGCUUUACCAAGGUUUUCUAUACGGAUAACGGAAGCACCGGAAUGGAAGUUGCUGUGAAAAUGGGUCUGCGGGUGGCAUGUGACCGGUAUGGUUGGGAUGCUAGUCAAGAGAAGAUUAACAUUCUGGGUCUCAAGGGCAGCUACCAUGGUGAUACCAUUGGUGUGAUGGAUUGUUCUGAGCCAUCUACUUAUAACAAAAAGGUCGAAUGGUACCGUGGUCGGGGGCACUGGUUUGAUUUCCCUCUGGUCAAGAUGGUCAAUGGGACUUGGAAGAUUGAAGUCCCCGAAGAGCUUCGGGCUGAUCUGGGCCCCGAUGUUGAGGUUGAUUCUUUGAACUCGGUGUUUGACCUCGAUCAGCGUUUGCAGUCGGAUGCUGCGCAGCGCUACAAGGAAUACAUUCGCCGCACCAUUGAGGAUCUGGUGCAGAAGCAAGGAAUGAAGUUUGGUGCCUUGAUCUUGGAACCUGUUAUUCUUGGCGCAGGAGGAAUGCUAUUCUGUGAUCCGCUCUUCCAGCGCUGCCUGACAGAUGUCGUCCGCGACAACCCCGAGCUCUUCUCUGCCCAGAACAACACCCCGAAAUCAGCGCCAUCCUGGUCCGGUCUGCCCGUCAUCUUCGACGAGGUAUUCACCGGACUCUACCGCCUGGGACGCCCAACAUCGGCGUCAUUCCUCGACGUGCACCCCGAUAUUGCUGUUAAUGCCAAGCUCCUCACCGGUGGAUUGAUUCCCCUAUGCACGACCGUUGCAAGCCAGGAAAUCUUCGACACGUUUUCGAGUCCCGAGAAGAGCGAUGCCCUCCUUCACGGCCACAGCUACACGGCCCAUGCAGUCGGAUGCACCGUCGCGGUGGACUCGCUGAAGACCAUGUCUGACAUGGACGUGAAUGGAUCGUGGGAUGGAUUCCGAGCGGAUUGGAAUGCCACGUCCGCACCGGCCAAGGAGUCAAGUGCUGAUGUGUGGAGUGUCUGGUCGCAGGGUCUCUUGAAGGACCUCUCCUGUACCGAUGCCGUGGAGAGCGUCUUUGCAAUUGGAACUGUGCUGAGCAUCUCGCUGCGCGAUGCACAAGGCGGAGGCUAUACCUCUACUGCCGCUAAAGGCUUACAGCAGAAGCUGGCCGUUGGCGGCGACCAGUUCAAUGUCCACUCCAGAGUCCUGGGCAAUGUGCUAUACUUGAUGUCCAGUGUGACUUCCAAGCCCGAUUCAUUGAAGGAGAUGGAAAAGCUCCUCCGCACCUCGCUACAGUAA
Molecule: messenger RNA, 2355 nt
Organism: Penicillium cinerascens
Lineage: Eukaryota; Fungi; Ascomycota; Eurotiomycetes; Eurotiales; Aspergillaceae
Gene: bioDA
Product: adenosylmethionine-8-amino-7-oxononanoate aminotransferase
Exons: 5
Coding region: 1-2355 (784 amino acids)
Biological process (GO): biotin biosynthetic process
Cellular component (GO): mitochondrion
Molecular function (GO): dethiobiotin synthase activity; ATP binding; pyridoxal phosphate binding
Source: RefSeq, a predicted model, not a curated record